Molecule: messenger RNA, 1465 nt
Organism: Phialemonium atrogriseum
Lineage: Eukaryota; Fungi; Ascomycota; Sordariomycetes; Cephalothecales; Cephalothecaceae
Product: RmlC-like cupin domain-containing protein
Exons: 1
Coding region: 247-1383 (378 amino acids)
Source: RefSeq, a predicted model, not a curated record
GCUGGGCUAAGCCCCGUCGGGACAUGGCCCAAACGCCAUCCAGUCUCAGAAAGAUUCUGCUGAUGUAACAUUUACUAAGGUCUGAAGGGGCGGUUGCGGGGCAGUCCUGAUUACCGUAAGACUCUUGAUGGCGAGCAACCGCCUGUAAGCUACGAAUAUGUUCGCCCUAUUUCUAUCCUCGAGCGCCCCAGACCCUCUUGCGGACUGCUCUCCCAGCAUAAAUACCCGACCUGUCUCCUGUUUCCAAUGAAGUCCCUCUCGCUUCUGAUCUCCAUCAUCAUUGGAAUUGCUUCCAUCGUCCUACUCCGAGAGCGCAUAACAGACCUUACAAGCUACACAGCCUCGAUUCUACUGAACAAGAUCAGGAACACUCCUGCGAUAUCAACCACAACGGACACGGGCGCAAAAGACACACCACAGCUUCAAAGCUCCGUCCUCGACCUCCCGCCAAACACCCACCUCACGGCAACCAACAUGUCCAUCCCUCGCGCGAUCCGCAAGGUCUUCCUUGCUGUUGAGCAAGCCGAGGGAGCGGGGGCGCGCGUGCGCCGCUCGAUCGGCACGCCGCAGCUCCGCAACUUCAGCCCCUUCCUGAUGCUCGAUCACUUCAGCAUCAAGCCCGGCGCUGGGUUCCCGGACCACCCGCACCGCGGCCAGGAGACCAUCACGUACCUGCUGACGGGCGGCGUGGACCACGAGGACUUCGCGGGCAACAAGGGCACCAUCGAGGCCGGCGACCUGCAGUUCAUGACGGCGGGGCGGGGCAUCAUGCACGCCGAGAUGCCGCGCCAGAACCCGGACGGCAGCGCCAACGUCGGCCUGCAGCUCUGGGUCGACCUGCCGCAGGCGCUGAAGAAGUGCGAGCCGAGGUACCGCGACCUGCGGGCGGCCGAGAUCCCGUCCGUCGACGUCGACGACGGCAGGGUCCACGUCAAGGUCAUCUCGGGCCAGAGCCACGGCGUCGACAGCGUCCAGGACCUGGCCUACACGCCCGUCUGGAUCCUCGACGUCGAGAUCAAGCCCGGCGGCAAGAUCGUCCAGCCGCUGCCCGAGGGGUGGAGCGCGUUCGCGUACACGCUCGACGGCCAGACGCUGUUCGGGAAGGCCGGGAACCAGACCGCCGUCGACCAGUACCACAACGUCGUGUUCGAGCCUAAGGGGGAGGUCGUCCACGCCGAGGUGGACGCCGGUGCCGCGGGGAGCGCCCGGUUCGUCCUCGUCGCCGGCACGCCGCUCGACCAGGAGGUCGUGCAGUAUGGUCCGUUUGUGCUGAACUCCAAGGAGGAGGUCUACCAGGCCCUGGAGGACUACAGGUCGCAUUCGAACGGGUUCGAGAGGGCGAAGGAUUGGGAGAGCGAGAUUGGCAAGUCUAUGGUCCGCUGAUUCGCCCGCUCCACGCUUAGGCGUUGGCAGCUUGCGUAUCCCUGUAUUUAUUUUUGAAUAUCCUGUACAUAUGGACAGUGUG